AUGACCGCUUUGGAGCCCUGGAAACGUGCCCACUCGUACACCUUGACGAUUCUCGCCACGGCCGUCGUGCGUCUGCAAGGCGGCUUCAAGCGCCACUUCUCCGAGUCCUCCCCUCGGCUUAUCGUUUUUCACACAUCGACGCUGCCAAGGCUGCAGCAUCACCUGGCUGGCGGCAACCCAGCGGAAGGCUUCUACGUCUUCGAGGUAGAGUCGUGGACGAAGGACGCUCUCCAGGAGCUCACGCCCGAAUCGAAUUGGACUGGCCGCUGGGAAUCAUGGAUGUCGCUGUGUCGGGAUGUGGAGGCGAUCUUCCGCAAGCAACCGGCAACCGGCGAUGCCCUCGUAGGCGUUCUUCCUUCCGUGUUCUUCAUAUACGGCGCCCCCGUGCUAUCGAUCACCCCGAUAGCUAUCCGCCAUUGGCCUUUGACGAACCGUGGCGAAGCUCUUCGUGCUGAGGACCGCGCGCUCUUCGAGGACGUGAUGCACAUCUGCAUGUAUUCUACAGCCGCGGGACUCGUCCUUCAGCCUCCCCUCAUACCAUUCGGGCGUCUGCCUCCACAGGCGGGAAUCAUGGUUCAGCGGAAGAAGAGGGACUGGGAUUGGCUAGCCGCUCGUAACUUCUGGGAGCGGGAUCCGAGCGGCUGCGCCGCUAUUCCACCUCCACAGUGGAUUCCCCAAUCGGAGCUACAGACCGGUCUCGACGUUACCGAAAUCUGGGCACGCUUUCUGUAUGGCAAUCCGGCCAGUGUGCGAGGCCGCGGUGAUACGGCUACCGGCUGA
Messenger RNA from Trametes versicolor FP-101664 SS1, 780 nucleotides. RefSeq lists its product as uncharacterized. Bases 1 to 780 code for a protein of 259 amino acids. NCBI's taxonomy places the organism in Eukaryota, Fungi, Basidiomycota, Agaricomycetes, Polyporales, Polyporaceae. The transcript has 2 exons. The record is from RefSeq and is a predicted model, not a curated record.